CCGCCUCGCCGCGCCGCCCGCCCGCCCGCCCGCCCCGCUGCAUGCCCCGGCGGCGCGGCCAUGGAGGUGGUGGGCGACUUCGAGUACAGCAAGAGGGACCUCGUGGGACACGGGGCCUUCGCCGUGGUCUUCCGGGGGCGGCACCGCCAGAAAACUGAUUGGGAGGUAGCUAUUAAAAGUAUUAAUAAAAAGAACUUGUCAAAAUCACAAAUACUGCUUGGGAAGGAAAUUAAAAUCUUAAAGGAACUUCAACAUGAAAAUAUUGUAGCACUCUAUGAUGUUCAGGAAUUACCCAACUCUGUCUUUUUGGUGAUGGAGUACUGCAAUGGUGGAGACCUGGCAGAUUAUUUGCAAGCUAAAGGAACUCUUAGUGAAGACACGAUUAGAGUGUUUCUGCAUCAGAUCGCAGCUGCCAUGCGAAUUCUGCACAGCAAAGGAAUAAUCCACAGGGAUCUCAAACCACAGAAUAUCUUGCUGUCAUAUGCCAAUCGCAGAAAGUCCAACGUCAGUGGUAUUCGCAUCAAAAUAGCGGAUUUUGGGUUUGCUCGUUAUCUACAUAGUAACAUGAUGGCUGCAACGCUGUGUGGGUCCCCAAUGUACAUGGCUCCUGAGGUUAUUAUGUCUCAACAUUAUGAUGCUAAGGCAGACCUGUGGAGCAUAGGAACAGUGGUAUAUCAAUGCCUAGUUGGAAAACCACCUUUUCAGGCCAAUAGUCCUCAAGACCUAAGGAUGUUUUAUGAAAAAAACAGAAGCUUAAUGCCUAGUAUUCCCAGAGAAACAUCACCUUAUUUGGCUAAUCUCCUUUUGGGUUUGCUUCAGAGAAACCAGAAAGACAGAAUGGACUUUGAAGCAUUUUUUAGCCAUCCUUUUCUUGAGCAAGUUCCAGUGAAGAAAUCUUGCCCAGUCCCAGUGCCCGUGUACGCUGGCUCUGUCUCUGGAAGCUCCUGUGGUAGCUCUCCAUCUUGUCGCUUUGCAUCUCCACCAUCCCUUCCAGAUAUGCAGCAUAUUCAGGAAGAAAACUUAUCCUCCCCACCAUUGGGUCCUCCCAACUACCUACAAGUGUCCAAAGAUUCUGCCAGUACUAGUAGCAAGAACUCUUCUUGUGACACGGAUGACUUUGUUUUGGUUCCACACAACAUCUCGUCAGACCACUCAUAUGAUAUGCCAAUGGGGACUGCUGGCAGACGUGCUUCAAAUGAGUUUUUGGUGUGUGGAGGGCAGUGCCAGCCUACUGUGUCACCUCACAGUGAAACAGCACCAAUUCCAGUUCCUACUCAGAUACGGAAUUAUCAGCGCAUAGAGCAGAACCUUACAUCUACUGCCAGCUCUGGCACAAAUCUACAUGGUUCUCCAAGAUCUACAGUGGUACGAAGGUCUAACACCAGUCCUAUGGGCUUCCUCCGGCUGGGAUCUUGCUCCCCAGCACCAGCAGACACAGUACAGACAGUUGGACGAAGACUCUCCACUGGGUCUUCCAGGCCUUACUCACCCUCCCCCUUGGUUGGGACCAUUCCUGAGCAGUUUAGUCAGUGCUGCUGUGGGCAUCCUCAGGGUCAUGAAUCCAGGAGUAGAAACUCAUCAGGUUCUCCAGUGCCACAGGCUCAGUCACCACAGCCUCUCCUGUUGGGCGCUAGACUGCAGAGCGCCCCUACCCUCACCGACAUCUACCAGAACAAGCAGAAACUCAGAAAGCAGCACUCGGACCCUGUGUGCCCAUCCCAUGCUGGGACUGGGUACAGCUACUCCCCCCAGCCCAGUCGGCCUGGCAGCCUUGGAACCUCUCCCACCAAGCACAUGGGGUCCUCUCCUCGGAGUUCUGACUGGUUCUUUAAAACUCCUUUACCGACCAUCAUUGGCUCUCCUACUAAGACCACAGCUCCUUUCAAAAUACCUAAAACUCAAGCGUCUUCCAACCUGCUAGCCUUGGUUACUCGUCAUGGACCUACUGAAGGGCAAUCUAAAGAUGGGAAUGACCCACGGGAAUGCUCUCAUUGUCUCUUAGUUCAAGGAAGUGAGAGGCAGAAGUCUGAGCAGCAGAACAAAGCAGUGUUUGGCAGAUCUGUCAGUACUGGAAAAUUAUCAGAUCAACAAGUGAAGAUACCUUUAGGUGGACAUCAGGGCAGCACAGACAGUUUAAAUACAGAACGACCAAUGGAUAUAGCCCCUGCAGGAGCUUGUGGUGGUGUACUGGCACCUCCUAUAGGAACAGCAGCAAGUUCCAGGGCUGUCCUGUUCACUGUAGGAUCUCCUCCACACAGUGCCACGGCCCCCACUUGUACCCAUAUGGUCCUUCGAACAAGAACAACCUCAGUGAACGGCUAUGCAUCCGCUGCAUUUUAUGAUGAUGACUGUGGAGCAACAGGGAGAAAUGUGUAUGCUAUAAACUUGUUUAAAGCUAGCCAUGAUGAUGUCUUCGAAAUACACGUAUCAACAAGAAGUAAAGCCGGCUCCAGCAGCUCCGGAGGCUCCGUAUGCUCUGCAAGUGGCCGCGUGUGUGUGGGCUCCCCGCCGCUGGGUCCGUGCCUGGGGUCUUCCCCUCCAGGAGCAGAGGCAGCUCCCGGCCUGAGAUACAUGCCUCAUGGUGCUUCACCCCCCAGCCUAGAGGGGCUCAUCACCUUUGAGGCCCCCGAACUGCCAGAGGAAACACUGAUGGAGCGGGAACACACAGACACCUUACGCCACCUGAACGUGAUGUUAACGUUCACUGAAUGUGUGCUGGAUCUGACAGCCGUGCGGGGAGGACACCCGGAGCUGUGCACAUCUGCUGUCUCCUUAUACCAGAUCCAGGAGAGUGUGGUUGUGGACCAGAUCAGCCAACUAAGCAAAGACUGGGGGCGGGUGGAGCAGCUGGUGUUAUACAUGAAAGCGGCACAGCUAUUAGCAGCCUCUCUGCAUCUCGCCAAAGCCCAGAUCAAGUCCGGGAAGCUGAGCCCAUCCACAGCUGUGAAACAAGUUGUCAAAAAUCUGAACGAACGAUAUAAAUUCUGCAUCACCAUGUGCAAGAAGCUUACAGAAAAGCUGAAUCGCUUCUUCUCUGACAAACAGAGAUUUAUUGAUGAAAUCAACAGUGUGACUGCAGAGAAACUCAUCUAUAAUUGUGCUGUAGAAAUGGUUCAGUCUGCAGCCCUGGAUGAGAUGUUUCAGCAGACUGAAGAUAUUGUUUAUCGUUAUCACAAGGCAGCCCUUCUUUUGGAAGGCCUCACUAAGAUUCUCCAGGACCCUGCAGAUAUUGAAAAUGUACAUAAAUAUAAAACUAGUAUUGAAAGAAGAUUGUCAGCACUCUGCUGUAGCACCGCGACGCUGUGAGCCGCAGCAGGCUUGUCCCGCGGACCAUUGCUGGGCCUGGGGAGAGAAGUUUGGGAUCGAAACUUGGGUUCUGUCUCCCCACCCCCAGGAAACCCUAGUUCCUCACCUGGUGACUACCAAAGAACAAGCAGGACUUCAAACAGGAAAAACAAUCCAAAAACUACAUACUUGUAGGAAAUCUGCCUUAUUGGAGACGUCACCCCUUCCCUUUUCUCUGUAGAAGCAGGAGCAAGAGUAUUCCACUUGGCUCUCAGUUUGAACUCCGUAAAUAAAUGUACCUUAGAAACAGUAUCACCAGUGCAGUUAUUCUUAAGGAUAAUUAAGAAUGAAACAAAGUGAGUGGCUCUGUAAUCAGUUUACCAGAGCAGUGUGUGAAAUUCCACACAGUUGCUGAGGUAUAAAAGUAAAAUCUACAUCUCACCCAGGCAGUUUGUUAUUUGGGGUAGGUUUGUCUAAAUCUGAGCACGCAUCCUUAAACAGCUCAGGAAGAUCUAGCGUGAGAACAAGCUGAAAGAAAGCUCUUGGAAGAAAUUGUGAAAUCUUCUAUUUGAUCUAAUAUGGACACAUGUUAAUCUUCCAAAAUCUUUCAUAUUGCACUAAUUUAUUAAAACAACUGUGUAUUGGAUUUUGCAAUUUACAACUAACUGAGGCACAAUGGACUUGUUUAAAAUAUUUUACUUGAUUAUAUUAUAUACACACACCCUUUCCAGAAUUCACAUAUAAUCUCUAGUGGACUUUUAAAUGGUAAAAACUUGUGUUCGUGUGAACCUUUGCAUUUUUUUAACCUAUCCAUCUACACAUACAGAUUUUCUCAGUGGUAUUUUUGAGUUGCUGGUUGUUUGCUUUUGGUUGCAUUUUUUAUUGUGCAUGCAGAAUGUGCAUUGAUGCCUGUGAUCUCUAGGUUUACUAAAGGCUAGGUUUACUUGGGCAGUAUUAGAAGAAAUACCAAUCAGGAUACCCUCAAGAAUUUUUGUAGGGCCAAAACAAAGUUGGUGACCUAAAGGCUCGUUGGUGAUGUAGAGUUUUGACAUGAAGUUAGUGAAAAAUGAGGUUUGUCUUCUCUUAGGAAAAUGGGCAGCUCUCCCCAGCCUAAUGUGUAUUUUUCAUGUUAAUCCUGACAGUUCACCAAAUAGCUAGUCAUGGAGAAUGCUGGCAGUUAACACCUCUCCAGAAAUGGCUCCUGCAUUGUGUAUCGUUUGAUUUUUUUUUUUUUUUUUUUUUACUCACCUGCUUGAAUACUUGAAUAAACCAUUCUCCAGUUUUAACCCUUUUACUUUUAUCCUUUUAGAUAAUAUCAUCCAAACUCCUGACAAAUUGCACAGAAGCUCUUUGGCAUUAAUCUAAUUUUAGUGUACUGAUAAAGACGAAAACAUGGUUUUUCCUUUACUUGGACAAAGUAAUGUAAUUUUUACCUUAUUUAUCUGUAUGAAAUUCCAGCAGUUAAUUUGAACAUUUAUUUAUAUGAUGUUUGUAUUUUUAGGUCUUUAAUACAGUGUUUCUACCUCUCAUUUGUAACUGCAUGCAUUACUCUCGAAACUAGGUAAAACUCACGGAAUUGUUGUGUACUAGCCUUUUUAUUCCUGUGUGUACAGAUGUAUAUUAAGGUAAAAUAAAACUGACAAAGUGUUUCUAGGGUAAAGCUGGGUCCAUAUUACAUGGCUCUUCAGGCCAGGUCCUUCCUCAGUGAGUUUGGAGGCUUGGUCAUUAAUAUCCUUUGUCCUGCCCCCAGAUUUCAGAUGCUCAGCCUGUCAUGCAGGCUACCACUCGUGUAGACUACAUGAUGAGGGUUCUGGCCCCUCCCUGCAGGGGUUAUAAACAUCGUUAGUAGGAAUACUGUUUUGUAUCACUUUUUCAGGUGUCCCAGGCAAUUUCAUUUAUGUUCUCACAGUUCUCACCCACGUUAUCUCCUCCAGGGGGGCUGGGUUCAGUCUGGCCCCUCCGCCUCCCAACCUGUUUUUUUGUUUUGUUUUGUUUUGUUUUGUUUUGUUUUGUUUUGUUUUAAAACACAGGGUGAAACAGGUUCACAGAGAGCAAGUGAUUGGUCUGAAGUCAGGUAACUAGGGAGGUAGUUAAGCCAUGCUUUGUGACUUCCAAGUUCAUUCUUCGUCCUCUUGUAUAAAAUAAAGGUCAGUCUCGUGGUAGAUGCUGUGUGUGAAACCGUGAUGUCCGAACAGCAGAGAACAGACUGUAAACUCAUGAAUAAUGGUUCUGAUUCUACUUCCAUUAUCAAGGCCAAUUGUUUUCAGAGAUUUUGCCUUGACUAUAGCAAUAAUAAACGCUUUACAUUUCCA
Molecule: messenger RNA, 5597 nt
Organism: Canis lupus familiaris (dog)
Lineage: Eukaryota; Metazoa; Chordata; Mammalia; Carnivora; Canidae
Gene: ULK2
Product: unc-51 like autophagy activating kinase 2
Exons: 28
Coding region: 61-3306 (1081 amino acids)
Biological process (GO): peptidyl-serine phosphorylation; positive regulation of autophagy; axon extension
Cellular component (GO): cytoplasm; autophagosome
Molecular function (GO): ATP binding; protein serine/threonine kinase activity
Source: RefSeq, a predicted model, not a curated record